AUGAAAACGAGUAGUAAGAAUGUAGCUGCUGGCAAAGGUCAAUAUCAAUAUGAAGGGGCAACCUCUGGAAGUGGAAGGCCGAGAACUUCGACCCCAGGAAGGGGAGGGGGAAAUCAGCAGGAGUUCAGAAUUACAAAACCGCCAAUGCCGUAUAGUUCAUAUACGCCCUUGAACACACCAAGAGCAGCAAUUUAUUCAGUUAAUCAGAAUAAAGAAGGCUGGACGAGGCCGAUUCCGAUGAAGGCAAGACCAAGAGAUGUUAAGAAGUACUGUAUGUUUCAUAGAGAUGUGGGUCAUUAUACCAAAGAGUGCACGCAGUUGAAGGAUAAUAUUGAGGAAUUGAUAAGAAAAGGGCACUUGACUCGGUAUCGGUUAAGUGCGGGAGGAGCUCAACCACCCCCCCGGCAGAUAGAAAGACAUCAGUUGGAGGCAUGGCCGGAAAGGUCACAAGGUGGAGUGGUCCGACAAGGAGGUGGUGGAAUGCCUCCCCUAUCAACAGGAAGAGGGGUAGAUGUGAUAACUGGGGGGCCGGUUCAUGGAGGAACAAUUAGUGGGGCUAAGAAACAUCUGUCUGAGCACCGUCACAUCAUCAAUGCCCUGGAUACCAACAACCGCCCUCGUCCAGCUUCAAUCCCAUAUGUUGUAUUUACGGAAGAGGACACCAGGGGUAUUGUAUUCCCACAUGAUGACCCACUAGUGCUCAUAACAAAGAUCAAUGGAGCUGAUGUCAAGAGAGUUCUGGUGGAUGGAGGCAGCUCUGCGAAUGUCUUGUUCAUGAAAGCUUUUAAUGAAAUGAUGAUUGGGAGGCAGUAUCUGACGCAAGUAUCUUAUCCGAUCAUUGGGUUCAAUGGAUCGACAGUGAGACCAGAAGGAAGCAUAAUUUUGCCGGUACGGUUGAGUGAUGGGCCGAUUACGAGAGAUGUGAUGGCAGAAUUUUUAGUGGUCAAUGUCCCAUCAGCUUAUAAUGCCAUUAUUAGUAGACUGAUAAUUCAUGAUGUCCAAGCGGUUGUAUCGACAUACCAUCUGACGAUAGCUUAUGUAUCGAAUUUAGGAGCUGUUGAAAAGGUUCACGGAGGGCAGGUAAUGGCGAAAUCUUGCUAUGUAACGGCUUUGAAAAAUCCAUCUGGGGAGGAUGCAGUGACAAGUAAUCCAAAGAAAGAGCUGGAACCAACGGUACGGGAUCUGGCCAUGAGCAACUUUCAUACAAGGCCGGAAGCAACUCCAAUGCCGUUGACGGGAGGUGAAACGGUGCAGAUAUAG
Chenopodium quinoa (quinoa) is the source of this 1260-nucleotide messenger RNA. RefSeq lists its product as uncharacterized. NCBI's taxonomy places the organism in Eukaryota, Viridiplantae, Streptophyta, Magnoliopsida, Caryophyllales, Amaranthaceae. The record is from RefSeq and is a predicted model, not a curated record. Bases 1 to 1260 code for a protein of 419 amino acids. The transcript has a single exon.